AUUGAAAGUAGCCGCCUUUCAAAGGGGAGUUGUAUAACUAGGAUAAUGUUUCUCGUAGGGAACAUAAUCUCAGGAUGUAUUAAGUGUACCUUCGCUACAUUCAGUCAUAAAAGCGUAGUUCGAUAAUAAGUGGUACUUAUAUGGUUAUUGUUAUUAUUUUCCCAGUAUGGAAACAGGAUCCAAUUGUUCUUAUGAUAAUCAUCAUCGUCAAUUAUUUAAAAAGGAUUCAUUAAAGUGUUUCUAUUCACAUCCAGUAACUGGUAAAAAUGAUUUACCAACAACACCAAUAACAACAAAUGCAAUUUCAACUGUUAGCCAUGAAUGUUCUAAAUUCGUAAUAACUAAUGAAACUUUAUCGCCACUCAAUAAUCAGAAUAAUUGUUCAAGUGAUUUAAAAUUCAUGGAUGAUAGUACUUCAUCAUCAUCGUCAUCAAUAUGCGGUUUGGAUAGUUUAGCUUGUACUGUCAGCGGUGGUGGAAUAUUAUCGUCAGAAUCACCAAGUGAUUUAACAGUAAUUACAUUAACAUCGAAUAAUUCUAAUAAAUCAUUAUCAUUGUCGUCAUCCUCAUCACAUACUCCUGCCACUGUUGUUACCGUUAUACAUGAUCUUGAUGAUUAUAGGAAUGGUUGUUCACAUAAUGGAUUACCUACUGGUGAAUCCUUACAAAAUACUCAUCAAUUACCACGUUCUUGUAUGUCUUUAAACAAAACCACUUCAUUUUUCAUCCCUCCUAAAUCAAAUAAACCUGUCGGUGGUGGCGAACAGUUGAAAGUGACUGGACCAUCAUCGUCAUCUGAUGUUAUGUUAAGUGUUAAUAAGACUUUAUCGAAUUUGUCAAAUCUUAAAUCACGUAUUCCAGUACCAGUUUCAUAUAACAAUAAUAAUCUUGAGAGUAGUCAUCGUCUGACAAUGAAGCCAAAUUUGACAGGAUCUCAGGUUAAUCAGGCUUCAAAAAAUGGUCCACUGAUAUCCGAUUUAUUGUUGAAUAAAAGAUCUGCACAUGGGUAUAAUCCAUCACCUAUCAAAUCAUCUGAAAAUGGUCAUAUUAAUGAUGAUGAUGAUACUAAUAAUAAUAACAACGAUAAUGAUGAUAGCUUAGAUCAUUCAGACUAUUCAAUUAACAAAAGUGUAUCUAUAAAAACAAAAUGUAAGACUACACAUGCAUAUCCUCCACUACCACCACUUUCAUCGAAUCGUGUUGAUUCUCAUAAAUGCACAACCAUGUCAUCGAAGCCAACUAAUCAUACCAUGUCCACAGUAGCACCACCAAUCCCUUUGUCACCAGUAACAACGGCGACGACGACAACGACAACAACACAUCUAAUGAAUAGUUUAGGCGAAAAUAUUGCAUCUUGUCCAAUUAAAUCACAUCCUAAUGAAACAUUACAAGAUACUAAUGGUAGUGUUAAAAAUACAGAAAAUAAUUUAAAAGAUCUUUUACCAACUUUUUCAUCAGACUCAUCAGAAUCAGAGGACAGUGAAUCAACUACAGAAUCAAUAUAUCAUCAACCACCAAAAGCUGCAGAUCGUAGUGCAGCUUUUAGACUGGCUAAAAGACUUUUUCAUUUAGAUGGUUUUCGUAUAACAGAUGUUGCUAAACAUUUAAGUAAACGGAAUGAUUUUAGUCAACUUGUGGGUGAAGAAUUUGCCAGUUUCUUUGAUUUCACCAAUCAACGUUUAGAUGUUGCGUUAAGAUCAUUUUUAAACAGUUUUUCAUUGACUGGUGAAUCACAAGAACGUGAACGUAUAUUGUUACAUUUUUCACGACGUUUUCACGCGUGUAAUCCAACUAGUUAUUCUUCUGAAGAUACUUGUCAUACUUUAGUCUGUGCACUUAUGUUACUCAACACGGAUCUGCAUAGUCAAGGAAUAACAAAGAAAAUGUCUUGUCAAGAUUUUGUUAAUAAUCUAACUCAAAUGAAUUGUGGAGAUAAUUUUUCUAAAGAAGAUCUGAAAGUGUUAUACAAUGCUAUUAAACAGGAACCAAUACGCUGGCCUCAUUCUGAUGCAAAUAUGAUGGGUUUUGUUAAUUUAUAUUAUCCUGCACCACCAAAUGCUCUUGGUCCACCAGUGGUAGGUGCUCCAGUAGGUGGGUUUCUUACAGCAGCCAAUUUUUAUGCACCAAAUCUCCCUCAGACACAUUUUAUGUUUAGUCCAUUGCAAAAUACUGCUUAUCCUCCGAUGAUUUUCCCACAUGUAACAACAUCUCAACUAAAUGAUAAUACCACUAUCACAUCGAAUUCCUUAUCGUCAGCAAUAUCUCCAUUGACCACUUCUCAACUAUCGUAUUCAUCACCGCAUACUGGAAUGUCACCACCCUUCUAUUGGAACCCGAAUAAUUUCACUGCGCCAUUGUAUGAUGAUCAAUCAAAUUCCGGUGUUGUAUCAUUUAUGAAUUCAAAUCAGUUAAAUGCUUCUGUGUUGCCAAAUCUUUAUACACAAUCAUCGUCUGAACAGCUUCAACAACAGGCAUUACAGUUAACUCAAGCAAAUCGUAAAUUGAAUGAAUCUUCUGGGCUAAGUCCUUAUCUAGAUUUAACGGCAGAAAUUAACGCCAAAGAAUAUAUGCGGGGUUUAUUAGCUCGUAAAUGGGUCAUGGAGUCAUAUAAAAAGAAAACUCCUGUUGGACGUCGUAGUUGGAAAUUGUAUUAUGCAAGACUACGUGAUCUUGUCUUAUAUUUAUAUAAAAAUGUAAAUAUUGCAAAUAAUGCAACACAUGCUGAAGAAUUACACAAUCUUUACUAUCAGCAACAACAACAACACCAAUACCAACAACAAAAUUAUCUACAACAACUUUUUAUUCAACAACAAAGACAACAACAUUUUCUGUUACUUCAACAACAACAGCAGCAGCAGUACCAACAUCUUCAACAGCAGCAUCAACAGUAUCUUCUACGUAAACACCAAUCUCCUGAUGAUGAUGAGGAAGAAGUGGAUGAGGUAGAGGAGGAGGAGGGAGAGAGUCAUGGGGACGAUGAAGGUGUUGGUGUUAAUGCUACUUGCCAUUCUGACGGUAAAAAUAAUUCUACUGUUGAACCCUCAUCAUCAUCAUGUAUGAAGGACCAUUCGUGUGUAGUAACUGAUACUGUUGAAAAUCAAUCUGAAAUUGGAAAUAUGAACGAAAAUGGACUCAGUAUUUUGUCUGUCGGUAAUGAUGAUGAUGAUAAUCUUGAUGAUUCACCUACAUCAAAACAAUUAACCACUUCCAUAGAAAGUCAACAAUCGUCUAACACUUCCGAAUAUACUGUUGAAACUGUAGAAAAUUCAUCAAAAGAACAUAUGAAUAUGAAUGAUGAUUUAGCUACAACAAAUACAUUACAAAUUUCAUUAACAACAAUUCCACAAAGCUCAAUUGUAACAUCAAACAAUUCUACUAACACUAUGACAUCGUCUUUUUCUACAUUUAAUCCAAUAUUUUCUACUCCUUACAUUAUAACACAACACCAACAACUGUCAUCAAUUCAACCAAUUCCAAUGAAUACUACAACUACUACACCACCGUCAUUUGUUCCACCGCCAAUUCCACCACCUGAAACAAUUAUUCGUCUAGCCCAUGCUUAUGCAUGUAGAGCUACAGAUUAUGUGAAAAAAUCCAAUGUAUUCCGUUUACGUACAAAAGAAGGCGGUGAAUUUUUGUUCGAAGUCAAUGAUGCAAAAGAAGUAGAUAUUUGGAUUGAUCGAAUUAAUUUUGUUGCAGCUCUUCUAUCUGCACCAUCUUUAGCAUCAGCUGUUAGUUCAGAGCGAAAUUUUCAUCGACCUCAUUUACCUGCAACAUAUACUAAAUUAAAUAUGCGUGAACAACUUGAGGAACAUCAAAGACGUUUGUUAGAGUUGGAUCAGGAAUUGACUGAUUUACGUUCUCGUCUACUUGCCACCUCUGUUAGUAGUAGUGGUAGUAGUAGUAAUAAAAAUCGUAAGAUUUCUUCAAAUGCACAAUCAUCAUCUCUUGAUGAAACUGUGAAAUCAUCAUUAUCUAAUGAAGAUAAUAUAUCAACUUUGGAAACUGUUAUUGCCACCACUCCUACUUCUACUACUAAUGUUAAUAAUGUAAACACUGACGUGUUAUCCACAGUUGCUGACAAUUUGACCAAUAUUACUACGACAAUAACGACUACUACUGCUACUCCGUCUUCCUCAGUAACAUCUCAAUCACAGUUGAACUCAAUAAAAUCCACUGAGACAAUCAAUACUAGUGCUUCAUCGACAUCUAUUCCCUUCUCAUCUAGUUCAUUCAUGUCCGUCUUUUCAACAGGUAGUCUAGGCAGACGUAGGAAAGGUAGUAGUGGUUCGUUAAAUUCCAACAGUAACACAACACAUGGAUCUGAUGGCAGUAGUGGUAGUCUUAUAAUCAGUGCCAAACAACGUGCUGAAUAUGAAGAACGUAUACAAUUCAUGGAAUCUGAGAUUCAACGGUAUAAAACUUACGCUCGUCUCUUAGAAACAGAGCUGUUCCGCCUACAACAGUCUUCAUCAGUCGCUGCUUUAGCUGCAAGUAAUCCUUUUGUCCCUUAUGUGAGUGGGGGUUAUCCUAAUCCUAUGUGUACUAAUCCCACAGUUGGUGGACCAAUUCAAUACAGUGCUAUUAAUAAUCCAAUACGAACAAAUAUGAACUUUCCUAUUAUUGGUACAUCGCCAGCUCCACCACCUCCACCAAUGUAUUUUGUUCCUACUGGAUAUCGUGAUCGAAAUACUAGUGCCUCCACGGUUGCUACUAGUCGUGGUACGUCAGUUAUGACACAUUUAGCCGUAUUAGGUCCUCAGAAUUCAUUGAAUGAAGAAGUUGUACAAACGACAACAGGUUCUAUCACGUCCGUUUCGACUACUACUAUUACUACUUCUACUAACACUACUGUAACACUAUCGUCUAAUAAUAGUAAUUCAUCGAAUGAAUUGAAUUCUAUCGAUAAUAAUAUUAUUAGUCCAGGUGUCAACAUCACUACUUCAUUAGCUUACCCAGUGCAUUCUCAAUUAUUUCCAAUAAAUAGUACUAGAUAUAAAACAUUUAUAUCACCGUAUUUCACAUCACAAAUACCAUCGAUCAAUCCAUAUUCACCGUCUGUCAGUGGACGAUUUUAUCAACAACAACAACACCAGUCUAGACGAUUACGUUAUUCUUCACCAUUGAAUAAUCUAUAUCAUCAUCAACAACCACAGAAUGUUAUUAUCAAUGGCACUACUAGUACUACUACUAAUAAUAAUAGUAAUAAUGGUCGUUUUAAUGGUCUAGUUAAUGGAUUUCAGUUAACUGAAGAAGAUUCAUUCAACGAUAAACUCCUCAUUACUACUAAUACUUCCCCAUCAAAUAAUAAUUUGAUCAUGAAUACAAUCACAGAUGAUAUGUCGUCCACGUGUAAAAUUGCAAAUGACUGUAGUAAUAAUUGUAAUAAUAAUAAUAAACUUAUACAAAAUUCCCAAUCAGUUUGUUCAACAAAUGGUCUAUUUUACGAGAUUGUAUAAUCGGUGUUAUUGUCAUUAACGCUAUUGUCCUUAUGUUGUUUCAUUCUCUUUAUUAUUGUAAUACUCUCUCUAAAAUCUUUAUCUCCUAUCUUUAGUUAUUGUUAAGUUCUGUUAAAAUGUUCUAUUCUGGUUUCAAGUUUUCUCUUGUUAUUAUUGUUUUCUGCGUAUAUAGCACAAAUGCGAAACGUAGCAGUCAGUCACGAUUACUAUUGUAAUGUAAUGUAAUGUUUUGUUUCACUAGUGUUAAUUUAGCUUUGAAUGUGCAUCGUAUGCAACAAUUAUGUGGAGUUAGUGUGGAGCUCAAACGGUUGUGUUUAUUUUGUCCCAUUUCGUCCAUUACUUAAUGUACUUGUGUGUGACACAUAUUGCCAUAUGCAUUACCAAACCGUUUAAUGUGUUUAUUUAUUCGAUGUAUUUCCAACUUCUCUUCCUCUUAAUCUUAUUGAUUUAAUAUGUCUCUUUUGAUAGAUGAGCUUGCAUGUGUAAGCACGUGCCACAUUCAUCAUUUUCUAAACCCUCUGUUUAUUAUCUAUUAGUCUUUUACUAUUUGUUACAUCAUCGUAUUCAUAUCUUAUCUCUUUUCUUUACUCAGGUGUAUGUAUGUCACUGUAUAGUCAACUCGUUUUUGAAAUAGUCAUCACCUUCUUCUUACACCAAAUAAGAUAUAUAUAUACAAGAUGAGCAUUUUUUUUCUCUGCACAGGAAGUUAAACUAGAAGUAUAUAUUUAAUAGGAAUUUGUUGUUGUUGUUGUUGUUAGUUGAAACACUGUAAAAUUGAAUCAUCUUCCCUCUUUUUUUUCUCGUCUUUCUAUUCUCGUAUGUACAAUGUUUAUUUGUUUGUUUAUAUAGUCAUCAUCUAGUCAAUGUUAAUUCCUUGAAUUUCUUAUAGGUUCCUAGGUUCAAUAUUCAAUUGAUCUCGUUUAGCAACAUUAUCACAACUGAUUCUUCACUCUUCAUAUUUUUUCCGACACUGAUUAUGGAAUUAUGAUGAAGAACAUUGUUCAAUGUCAAAAUAUGAAUAUUAUACACAUUAUCGUCAUUAUUAUCAUGUUCUUUUUCACACUGUUCUCCCUUCUGUAUACCAGUACUAUUAAUGAUUCCAUAAUUCAUUGGAUUUCUUUUUAUAAUUAUUGGAUUAUGCAAAGAAAGAAAUUUAUUUUUGCUUGUUAUUCACAUACUACUAUUAUUAUUAUUAUUACUACUACUACUACUACUUUAAACCUCCAUAUUGAUUUCAUUAAUGAAUGAAUAUAAUCACUGAAAUGCUACUAAUAAUGACAAUAUGAUUAUUAUUAUUAUUAUUAUUAUUAAUUUAUUGUAAAGUUGUAAAUGUUUCUUUUUGUGUCCUCUAUUCUUCUACUUUUUUUGUUUGUUCAAUGUUAAAGUUAAAAGAAGAAGAAGAAAAAAAAUCCAAAUUUUCUAAUUGCGUAUAAUUUGUGUAUAACUUCAAUUCCAAAUUCAUUAAUAUUUCUCUGUCUCUUUAUCUCUCUCGCUCGCUCACUCACUCACUCGCUAUGGAUCGCUAUUAUUAUCAUCAUUACAAAGAACACAUACAUAUACAAACAAACAAAUCAACAAUUAGUUACUAUCUCGUAAAUGAACACUUUAUUCAUUUGAUUAAUAACAAGUAAAGAGUAUGACAAUUGCUUAAAUCUAUUGAUUAUUGUUUUUUGUAGUUAUUAUUAUUAUUAUUACCAGUGAAAUAGACAAAUUAGAGACAAUAUUGUUGCUGUGGGUGUUGUAGUGGUUGUUUAAAGAACAACCUCAUCUCAUUGACCAACUGUUUUGUUUUUUUGUUUGUUUGUUUAUUUCUCUAGUCUAAUAUUCUACAAAAACAAUACAAUUUAUACUACUUACUACCUUGAUUUAUUAUUAUUAUUCUCUUGUUUUAAUGAAUAAUGAAAACCCUUUGUUUUGUUUUGUUUUGUCAAUUUUUUUUAAAAAUUUAUCAAAAAUGAUAACAUACUACUAAUAAUUCUACUUAAUGUGAGGCAUUGAAUCAUAACAAUAAUCUGAUGAUUGUUUUGUUUUGUUUGUUUUAAUUCAAUAGGAAUUUCACUUUUAAACUAUUCACAUUACUAUCCAGUUUUGUUGUUUUUUUCUCUCGAACUAUCCAUGUUCAUGUUUUGGUCACAUACACAUUAAUCCUUACUACUACUACUACCACUCACUCACUCUCUCGGUCUCUAUUCUAUGCUAUUUCUACAAUAUUAAUUUUUCUUUUAAUUUUAUUUUAUUAUCUACAUUGAACAAUGGCGCGCACAUUAAUUAUUUUAAAAUAAAUAGUCUUUCUUUAAAACUAAAGACUAAAUAAACUAUUUAUAUCAAUAUGAAACCAAGAUAAGAAAUAAAAUUUUCUUACCUCAUUCAAUAAUGAUCACAAAUACUUUUGGCAUGAAUAAUGUUUAUUGAAUUUUUAAUUCAAAGUGCCUGACAAUCAUUUAGGUGUUCAAUAUCCCUAUUUGUUUGUUUGUUUGUUUUUAAUGGAGAAUUUAGUGUUUAUUUACAAUUGAUUGAUAUUUUCAAUUGUUGUUGGUGUUCAUAGGUUCUUUUUCCCCCUCCCCCUCUUUCUCUCUCUGUCUCUCUCGAAAUUCAUUACAACAUUAUGCCAGUGAAUGAAUAGAAUAUAUUUGUAUACAGUACAACGAUAUUUCUUACAAUCUCUAUUUCUCUUGUUUGUUUGUUUGUUUUUAUCAGAAUGAAAUUGACAUGAAUUUUAUCAAUAACAAUAUCUAUUCAACUAUGUAAGUGUACGUGUUUUGUACUUAUUAUUGAUUUCUCUAUUCUUUAUACUCUUCUUUCUAUGCUUAUAUAUAUAUAUAUAUAUUGGUCUUUUUAUAUCUCUCUUUUUUUGGUAAGAUAUCCUGGUGACGUUUUCUUUGAUUUUCUUCACAUCACCCUCUUCUAGUUCUCUUUUACACUGUUUUUUUUCCUAAUCCCAUUACACGUUUACAGCACUUCAUAAUGCCGUUACAUUUAAAGUUUGUUUGUUUUUUUUUCUAACUGUAUAUUGCGUAAUGCAAAUUUAUGUGAAUAUUAUAAAUAAACUUAUAUAUCUAUCUAUAGAAUACUUUUCUUGUCUUUUGUGAAUUCGGUUUUUAUGUUGUAAUGUAUUAGGAAAAUGAAAUUGCUCUUUGUAUCGAUUUAGGUGUGUACCUUUACCUAAAAAAUAUGUGAACAUUUUAAACUGAUUCGCUGACGUAUAGUUGUAUCAUUGACUUAUUUUAUUUUCAUGUGAAUUGACAGAAAGCAAGUCGUCAGUUGGUUAUAUAGUUAAGUAGUUGAAAUUGUGUUUCACUCUCGAAAAUAACGAGUUUUUACUACUUCAAACAUGAAAUGGGCAGAUUAAGUGAUUAGUACUUACUUACACCUGUUACUCCUCGUGAAGGAGCAUAGGUCGCUCACCAGCAUUCUCCAUCCAACCCUGUCCUGGGCAAUCCUUACCGGCUCCUUCCAGUUGUUAUUCAUCCUUUUCAUAUCUGUUUCUAUUUCCCGACGUAAUGUGUUUUUUGGCCUUCCACUUUUCCGCUUCCAUUCAGCAUUCCAAGUUAGGGCUUGUCUCGUGAUGCAGUUUGACGAUUUGCGUAAUGUAUGUCCUAUCCAUUUCCAUCGUCUUUUCCUAAUUUCUUCUUCAGUUGGAAGCUGGUUUGUUCUCUCCUACAGAAGGCUGUUGCUGAUGAUAUCCGGCCAAUGGAUGUUGAGUAUCUUGCGUAGACAACCAUUUAUAAAUACUUGCACCUUCUGGAUGAUGGUUGUAGUAGUAGUUCUCCAAGUUUCAGCUCCGUACAGUAAAACUGACUGUCUUGACGUUGGUAUUGAAGAUUCUCACUUUGAUAUUGGUUGAAAGUUGUUUUGAGUUCCAUAACUCCGCCUGUUGCACUUCUAGAGUUACUGCCGGUCCCAUGCCCGUGUUAAAGAGGAGGGUUGGACAUGGGGUUAGCGGCCCCAUCACGUAAAAAACUAACUCACUAUAAAAGACGCUCACCAGAAAAAAAUAAUUCAAACCAUUUAAGUGCUUAGUUCUGAUCUGUUAUUAUUCUUUUUGAUUGGUAAAUUCAAGCUUCAUUUUAACUACUUCGGUUUGACUAGCUGGUUGAGUAUCUGUAGCUCGCAUACAAAUAUGUGUGGAUUCAAAGUAAGUACAACCGAGUUUCUAACUAGCUGAUACAGUUCAGUAAAUAAAACUAUACAAAAUUCUACCGUUGGUAAAUAUUCAUGGAAUUUUCCACUAAAUCGCAGUUUUGAACUACACUUCACAAACUUAGAUCUCGGUAGUAGUAGUAGUAGUAGCCCUUAUAUAUACGCAAAACGUUUGACUUGAAGAGUAACAUAUGAACUUGUACGUAGUUAAUAAGCUACAAUAGGAACAAAAUAGUAACCGCUUAAUUAUGUAUAAAUAUAGACUGAGAAAAACUGAACUAUACCAACAAUAUUGAAUGACUUAUUAGCCAAUCAGAGAAUAAUGUUUAAUUAUAAACUAAUUAAUAUCAGAUAGGUUUUGUGGAUAUUAUAGUAAUUUCAGUGGUUAAGAUCAUGAGUCAAUUGAAGCUAGACCACCAUGGAAAACCUGGAAGCACUGGACGGCCGUUUCGUCCUAUUGUAGGACACCCCAGCAGUGCGCAUCCACGACCUUAAUCAAAAGUAAUUUAAUUACUGUGGAUAAAUAGUUUUGACAUGAUUAAUAGCCAAUUAUAUUUAUGAUAAACGAAAAACAAACACAACUAUAUUGUCAAUCACAUCAAGUACUGUCGGAAAUAAUCCACUUUGUUAGCAUGUUUUUUUACUUAUACUUCAGAUUAUGUACCGUGUC
This is a messenger RNA of Schistosoma haematobium, 10268 nucleotides long. RefSeq names its product pleckstrin and Sec7 domain containing (gene EFA-6). Gene Ontology annotation, biological process: regulation of ARF protein signal transduction. The coding region runs from base 167 to 5458 and encodes 1763 amino acids. NCBI's taxonomy places the organism in Eukaryota, Metazoa, Platyhelminthes, Trematoda, Strigeidida, Schistosomatidae. Gene Ontology annotation, molecular function: guanyl-nucleotide exchange factor activity. The transcript is spliced from 13 exons. The record is from RefSeq and is a predicted model, not a curated record.